Scleropages formosus (Asian bonytongue) is the source of this 3066-nucleotide messenger RNA. Its product is annotated as ras-associating and dilute domain-containing protein-like. Gene Ontology annotation, cellular component: microtubule. The transcript has 15 exons. Lineage: Eukaryota; Metazoa; Chordata; Actinopteri; Osteoglossiformes; Osteoglossidae. Gene Ontology annotation, biological process: neural crest cell migration; substrate adhesion-dependent cell spreading; signal transduction. The record is from RefSeq and is a predicted model, not a curated record. Gene Ontology annotation, molecular function: GTPase binding. The coding region runs from base 1 to 3066 and encodes 1021 amino acids.
AUGCUGCACAUGGCCGCGGAUCACAGCGUCAGUGCUAUGCAACAUGGCUGCUCUACCAGUGGGCUCCAAGCGAGCAAGAAUGUGCUAGGGCGUCCGGCUCGCACCCUGACGCAGGUCCUGUGCCGCACGCUGAGCCAGAAGGACCGGCGAUUGGCUGCUGAUCCGCUUGACAGGGAUGCGACUGCGGACAACCCUGCUGAGCUGUCCACCCAGACGUGUGCCCCAGGGGUGCUGCGGGUGUUUGGUGAUGCCGUCUGCACUGGUACCCACUACAAGAGUGUGCUGGCCACACCCUCCUCCAGUGCUCGUGAGCUCGUCAAGGAGGCACUUUUGCGGUAUGCCCUGGGCGGCAUGCCGGCUGGGGACUACGUGCUCUGCGAUGUGGUUGGGGAGCUGGAGGGACUGACUGGGUGCUGGCGGCCAGAGGGGUUGCGGGUUCUAGGGGACGACGAGAAACCUCUGCUGCUGCAGGACCUCUGGAGGCCCAAAGAAGGCUUUUCCAGGCGCUUGGAGCUGCGCAGGAGGGCUGAGGUGGAAGACCUGAUCGCCAGGGAGAAGGACACCUUCACGGCAGGGAUCAAUGCCCAAGCCCGGAGGCUGCAACGGAACCGAGCCAAGGGGACCACACCAUCAAGUUGGGGCUCUGCACUCGGUCGCAGCCAGAGUGAGACCAGCCUAGAGACGGCAGCGGGCGGCAGUGCAGGGGGAGAGCUGAAGAGGACCUACCUGACCUUGCCAGGGCCCCAGAAGACUCGGCAGAAGCAGGACAAUGGAGAAGUGCGACUUUCCCUGUACCAGUGCCCACAUCUCUUGCUCCUUCAGGGUUACAGCCAACAGGAUUGCCUGGUGCACCUCCUGAACCUGGACCAGCACACCGUGGGUCAGGAGACAGCCUCUGCAAGGCCCAGCAUCUGUCUGAUAUCCCCAGACAUCCUUCCCCUGCACUGCACCAUCCGCAGGGUCCAGCCAGGCUGUUGUCAGGGCAAUGGACCUGAGGGAGGGCUUGUGCUGGAGCCGGUGCCAGAUGCAGCCAUCCUGGUCAACUUCUCCUUCGUGGACCGGCCCACCCCCUUGCGGCACGGGGACCUGCUCUCCUUUGGUGCCCACUAUGUCUUCCUCUAUAAAAACCCUGUGGGCACCGAACCUUUGCCUGCCCAGACACUGACGAACCUGCGGACCCUCUGGCUGGUGCCUGAGAGGGAGAGGGGGGCACGUCGGGCCUGUCGGGUAUGCGGGGGUCCCACCCAAGCCCUACCCACAACCCGUCGAGGUUUCAAGUGUAAUUCAGGCCGGGGCCAGGACUUCCAGCGGCGCCGGCUGCACCUGGAUUUCGAGAAGGACCAGGAGGACAGGCUUGUGGAGAGGAUUGUGUCCCUUGCAGAGCCGGGCGGCGACGACCACGGGUUGGCUGCUGCCCACCUCCUGUGCUUGGUCCUCGAACACUGUGGCAUGGCCCUGGAGCCCGGGAACUUCGGAAAGCUGCUGUUCAAGAUUGCUACAAGGAUACGGUGUGCAGCCUGGGAGGAGAUGAAGGAGCUGUCAGGGAAGCAAGCUCAGCACCAGAACCCCGAUUCCCAGCCUCUGUCCAGCAUCCCAGAGCUGGCUUCCUGCCUGCAGUCCCUCCUCUUCUGGAUGUCCAACACAAUGGAGGUCCUCCACUUCCUUCACCAGAGAUGCUCUGUGUACCUGAAGCGUGUGGAGCAGUUGGAGUCUAAUGACAGAGAAACACUGCUGUCGGCUGCGGUACUGGACAAAGAAGAAGGUGUGUCUGUCCUGGAAGAGGUGAUCUUCUACACAUUUCAACAAUCUGUUUACCACAUCACUAAGUCCCUGUAUACUUCUCUGAUGGGAUUGCUGGAUCAAACCCCAGGCCACACAGAGGGGCAGGUGCCAGAGUCAGUGCUCAAGGUUCUGAAGGUGUUCCAGACCACUCAGAGCCUCCUGCAGCAGUGCCAAGUGCACCCCGAGGUCCAGUCUCAGAUGUUUGCCUAUCUCUUUUUCUUCUCCAAUGCGUCACUCUUCAACCAGCUGUUGGACAAAGGGCCUGUGCGAGGCUGGUUCUGCACCUCCAGUGGCCUCCAGUUCAAGACCAAUUUGAGAAAAGUUCUAGACUGGACAAGAGGUGCUGGUCUCUCCUGCCCAGCUGGCAGGUUCUUGGCCAAGCUCCGCUGUGCUGUCAGCAUCCUUGCCACACCUAUCCAGCAGCUCACGCAGAUGAGCUGGAAGGCACUGCGUGCAAAGUACCCUGCUCUCAAACCUGCACAGCUCCACUACAUUGUGACGCAAUGCCUGCUGGGAGCUGAUAUGGGACCAGGGGCUGUGUGGCAACCCACCACUGAUGAGGAGGUGCACAACUACAGGACAGCUGACCUGCUGGAGAGUUUUGAAGACCAUCCACCUAUCGUGCUGCCCACCAGCGGGUUCCAGGUUGACCUGGAGUCUGACACCGUGGACGACAGCAUUUACAGACAGCUUCUAUAUGUGCGCCACUUUGUGUGGAGCCUGAGGAGCAAGUCACCCUCCACCAUGGGCAACACAGAUGGACCAGUGCACCAGUGCAGGUCUCAGUGUUCUUCUACCUCUGGAAAUAUUGGGUGUGAUGCAAGGUACUCUGUGGAUGGGACACCAGGAUCCAAAACGCCCGACGCCACGUGCCUGCCUAUACCACCUACAACCCCCAGCUGUCCAGACACAGAGCCAAGACUUGACACACGUGCUGCAGUCACAGCGAAGCCCAGCAGGGCCAAUGGCCUGAUUGUGAGCGAAAUAGAAGUGGAGCUGGACAAGGGGCCCUUUGGACUAGGUUUGGGCCUCAUUGAUGGGCUGCAAACUCCCCUUCGAUCUCCGGGGAUCUACAUCCGGACCCUCAUUCCAGGUGGCCCAGCAUCAUCUAAUGGGCGUCUCCGUGUUGGGGACAGGAUCCUGGCUGUCAAUGGGACUGAUGUGACUGGAUCCAACUACCAGAGUGCAGUGGACCUGAUCCGAUGGGGAGGUGGGAAACUGAACCUCCUGGUGGAGAAGAAGGACCCUGAGGUAUCUGCAAUGAUCAGAGCCUCGCUGUGCUGA